AUGCAGUAUGACGCUACGUCGUCGACGACCAUCACUCUGCCGUCGCCCCAAAUCUCACCGACACCGAAUACCAAGUCGCGCCUUAUGAAGCAGUACGUUGUCCAGAGGACGCUCGACAAGCACGGGCGUGUCCUCCUCUGCAAAGACAAGGCAACCAAGUCGCUGGUCGUGCUCAAGCACCACGCCAGAGAUCGUCGUAGCCUUCCCAUCGACGACGAGGCGGCGGUGCAUCGCGCCGUGCCAACCAACGUCGUACAUGUGCACCUGCUUCGGCUCCUCGAUUCGUUCGAGGACUGUGGCAACACCUGGCGCCGCGCCCAAUCGGCGUGGCGGCGCCUCUGGUCGUGGUCCGACUAG
Messenger RNA from Saprolegnia parasitica CBS 223.65, 357 nucleotides. RefSeq lists its product as hypothetical. NCBI's taxonomy places the organism in Eukaryota, Oomycota, Saprolegniomycetes, Saprolegniales, Saprolegniaceae. The transcript has 2 exons. The record is from RefSeq and is a predicted model, not a curated record. Bases 1 to 357 code for a protein of 118 amino acids.